Messenger RNA from Callithrix jacchus (white-tufted-ear marmoset), 1206 nucleotides. RefSeq names its product cofilin 1 (gene CFL1). Gene Ontology annotation, cellular component: actin cytoskeleton. The record is from RefSeq and is a predicted model, not a curated record. Gene Ontology annotation, molecular function: actin binding. NCBI's taxonomy places the organism in Eukaryota, Metazoa, Chordata, Mammalia, Primates, Cebidae. Gene Ontology annotation, biological process: actin filament depolymerization.
UCCUCGUUGCUCUUGGAAACUCUAAGACUCAAAAAAGGUGGCGCUAGCCUCGUCUUCAGGCAGGGGCACUCGCGGGAGGCGGGGGUCAAGCUGCAGCCUUCACCUGGAGCGCUGCGAGCCCGGAGUGGAGAGCGGUGCUGUGGAACGUCCCCGACUACAACCCCCGGCAUGCUCUGCAAGGCCUCUGGUGUGGCUGUCUCUGAUGGAGUCAUCAAGGUGUUCAAUGACAUGAAGGUGCGUAAGUCUUCAACGCCAGAGGAGGUAAAGAAGCGCAAGAAGGCUGUGCUCUUCUGCCUGAGUGAGGACAAGAAGAACAUCAUCCUGGAGGAGGGCAAGGAGAUCCUGGUGGGCGAUGUGGGCCAAACUGUCGAUGACCCCUAUGCCACCUUUGUCAAGAUGCUGCCAGAUAAGGACUGCCGCUACGCCCUUUAUGAUGCAACCUAUGAGACCAAGGAGAGCAAGAAGGAGGACCUGGUGUUUAUCUUCUGGGCUCCUGAGUCUGCGCCCCUUAAGAGCAAAAUGAUCUAUGCCAGCUCCAAGGACGCCAUCAAGAAGAAGCUGACAGGGAUCAAGCAUGAAUUGCAAGCAAACUGCUACGAGGAGGUCAAGGACCGCUGCACCCUGGCAGAGAAGCUGGGGGGCAGUGCUGUCAUCUCCCUGGAGGGCAAGCCUUUGUGAGCCCCUUCUGGCCCCCUGCCUGGAGCAUCUGGCAGCCCCACACCUGCCCUUGGGGGUUGCAGGCUGCCCCCUUCCUGCCAGACCGGAGGGGCUGGGGGGAUCCCAGCAGGGGGAGGGCAAUCCCUUCACCCCAGUUGCCAAACAGACCCCUCACCCCCUGGAUUUUCCUCCUCCCUCCAUCCCUGACGGUUCUGGCCUUCCCAAACUGCUUUUGAUCUUCUGAUUCCUCUUGGGUUGAAGCAGACCAAGUUCCCCUGAGGCCUCCCAGUUGUGGGGAGAGCCUGUAUUUUUUUUAACAACAUCCCCAAUCCCCACUUGUUCCUCCCCCUUCCCAUGCUGCCAACUUCUAACCGCAAUAGUGACUCUGUGCUUGUCUGUUUAGUUCUGUGUAUAAAUGGAAUGUUGUGGAGAUGACCCCUCCCUGUGCCGGCUGGUUCCUCUCCCUUUUCCCCUGGUCACUGCUACUCAUGGAAGCAGGACCACUAAGGGACCUUCGAUUUAAAAAAAGACAAUAAAAAGACUCAUUAA